CUCCAAUCAUCAAUUACCACCACACUCCUCCUUCCACUCUACCAAACUGAUCCACCAUAGAAGAUUUCAUCAUAUGCAUAGAUGAAAGUUUUAAGAGAUAGAAAGUUAGAGGAGAGGUUAAUAAAGUGACUGUAAUAUAUAGUCCGAGUCAUUAUCUACAGACCAAAACAGGCAACAAACUACUUUUGCCCUUUUUCCCAUUUUCUUUUGUCAUCUUUUCUGUGCACAUAAUUCAGAUCCCAAAAAUUCUUUCAUCCUAUCCUCUUUAUCAAACUUUCCCAUUUUUCCAACCAACUUUUUGGCUUUUAUCUUUUUACUAGACAUUUUCCUUGAAAUUGCUUCAAGUGACAGCUUCUAGACCUAUUAGCCAUUUUCACCCAUUUUUCUUAUUCAAGCCUCGUUCUUGAAAAGUCCUUUUGUCAAUCUUGCUUACCCAUUUUAUCAUUUUUGUUAAAGCUCAUUACUUUUGUAAAAAGAGUCAAUCUUUUUCUAUUGUUUCUUUAUUAAGCAAGUAAUGGAUACAGAUCAAGAUGAGUAUCCGACAUUUGCAGAGGGAAGGGAAACGAGGUACUCUCAUGCUACAAAUGGUGCUCGAAAAGGGUAUGUCGUUUAUCAAGAAAUGGGUUUUCAAGACCAAGUUAAGGAGUUCUUGAAAGGAGCAGCUGAAAUGAGUGUGCAAUGUGCUAAAGGGUGUAGGGAUAUAGUGGUGCAGAAUUUAGGGAGAGAGGAUUCUUUUAUUGUUAAGAAUUUUGGGAGAAGCUCUUAUAUAGGGAAGAAAGUUGGAUUUGGGUAUGAUAGGAUUUGUAAGAAAUUGAAGAAGUUUAAUGAGUAUCUGCCUGAGGAUAAGGAUCCAAUUCAUGCUUGGUCAGUGAUAUGCGCAGUGUUUGUUCUUGCUUUUGCAGUCUUGAGUGUAAGUACUGAACGAGAUACCUCUACCACAUUGAUAAAGAAGGUGUUUAUACAUCCUCCCAGUGCUGACCGGAUAUUGCUUCCAGACGGUCGAUACAUGGCAUACAGAGAGCAAGGUGUACCGGCUGACAGUGCUAGAUUUUCAAUGAUAGCUCCACAUACUUUUCUUUCAUCUCGGCUUGCAGGAAUACCUGGACUUAAGGCCUCAAUCUUGGAACAGUUUGGCAUAUACUUGUUAACAUAUGAUCUUCCCGGUUUUGGGGAGAGUGAUGCUCACCCAAACAGAAACCUCGAGUCAUCAUCCUUAGAUAUGUUAUUCCUAGUUCGUGCUCUGGGUAUUAAGGACAAGUUCUGGGUGGUCGGCUACUCAAGUGGGAGUCUUCAUGCUUGGGCAGCACUUAGAUACAUUCCUGAUAAACUUGCAGGUGCGGCCAUGCUUGCUCCGAUGGUCAAUCCAUAUGAUUCACUAAUGACCAAGGAUGAGAGACGUGGAAUAUGGGAAAAGUGGACUCGGAAAAGGAAAUUUAUGUACUUCUUGGCUCGGAGGUUUCCUAUGUUUCUUUCCUACUUCUACCACCGGAGCUUCUUGUCCGGAAAGCAUGAUCAGAUUGAUACUUGGCUCUCAUUGUCGCUAGGAAAGAGGGACAAAGCUUUGAUAGAGGAUCCAAUCCAUGAAGACUUUUGGCAAAGAGAUGUGGAAGAGUCGAUCCGACAAGGAAAUGCAAAACCCUUCAUAGAGGAAGCUGUUCUGCAAGUUUCAAAUUGGGGUUUCAGCCUUGCUGACAUCAAAUUGCAGAAGAAGAAGCAGGGGAAAGGUGUUCUCAAUUGGCUGAAACUUGUACUUGUUGGGUCUGAGGAGGAGUAUACAGGUUUCCUUGGCCCCAUACACAUUUGGCAGGGGAUGGAUGAUAAGGUCGUUCCACCAUUGAUGACGGAUUUUGUUCAUCGGGUUCUACCAGGCGCCGCAGUGCACAAGCUCCCAUACGAGGGCCACUUCACAUAUUUCUAUUUUUGUGAUGAAUGCCAUCAACAGAUAUUCACUACACUUUUUGGGACCCCACAAGGUCCACUAAAAAAAACGGCAGAAGUAAAACAAACUCCAUAUGAAGAUAGUAUGAAUGUUCAGGAGGUAGAUGAUGAGAAUGAGGCACUUGUAAGUGCAAAAGAGAUACAGUUAGAUCAAGAGGAACAGGUACAUCAAACACUAGUAGAGGUUGAUAUUGAAGUGGAGGAAGAAGUAAUCCAUACCAAAGAAUAAGAUAAGGCUUCUCAAUUAUCAUCUAGAAACUUACCAAUGUAUAUAACAUAGGUUUGCCAUGAUACUUGUGGGGCAAAAGAAAACCCAUAUCACAUUUUUUGUUUUUGGCUUUUAAAUCAUCUGGGGAAGUUGAUGGCUCUGGAAUUAGGUUUGCUGCGAACGAUUGGGGGAUAUUGAUUGGCAACAGACAAAAACAUACAACUAGGUAAGUUGUUCUGUUCUGAGAAUUUGUUUAGCUUGGAAACUCAUGUUACAUAUAAAUGUUUCUUUUCAGUUUACUCUUUGUACUGAAUUUUCAUUUUGAUCUGAAGUGUAUUUAAUCAAAAACCUGACAGAAAAUGCAUCUUGACAGAAUUGGAAGAGUAUGGAAGUACUGUUUGAAUUAGUAAUUCA
Molecule: messenger RNA, 2560 nt
Organism: Ricinus communis (castor bean)
Lineage: Eukaryota; Viridiplantae; Streptophyta; Magnoliopsida; Malpighiales; Euphorbiaceae
Exons: 6
Coding region: 515-2167 (550 amino acids)
Source: RefSeq, a predicted model, not a curated record